Molecule: messenger RNA, 822 nt
Organism: Candidozyma duobushaemuli
Lineage: Eukaryota; Fungi; Ascomycota; Pichiomycetes; Serinales; Metschnikowiaceae
Product: 1-(5-phosphoribosyl)-5- ((5-phosphoribosylamino)methylideneamino)imidazole-4-carboxamide isomerase
Exons: 1
Coding region: 1-822 (273 amino acids)
Biological process (GO): L-tryptophan biosynthetic process; L-histidine biosynthetic process
Cellular component (GO): cytoplasm
Molecular function (GO): 1-(5-phosphoribosyl)-5-[(5-phosphoribosylamino)methylideneamino]imidazole-4-carboxamide isomerase activity
Source: RefSeq, a predicted model, not a curated record
AUGACGAGAUUCAGAGGAUGCAUUGAUAUCCAUGCAGGCCAGGUCAAGCAGAUUGUGGGCGGCACCUUGACAAAAGACGACGUUUCCCCUGCCGACAAAGCCGACGAGAACUUCGUCAGCACGAAACCUUCCUCAUACUACGCUCAGUUGUAUAAGGACCAUAAUGUCGAAGGAUGCCAUGUGAUCAAGCUCGGGACGAAUCCAGCCAAUGACGAGGCAGCUGCCUUGGCGUGUGAAACAUGGAAAGACCAUCUCCAAGUGGGUGGAGGCAUCACCAUUGAAAAUGCUCAGAGCUGGAUAGAUAGAGGAGCUAGCCAUGUUAUAGUGACGAGCUGGCUUUUCACGAAAAAUGACGAGGGCUACGACAUUGACAUGAAGCGGUUGGAGGAUAUCUCGAAAAAGGUUGGGAAAAACCGUCUUGUAGUGGAUGUGAGCUGCAGAAGGGUCGUGGAAGAUGGAAGAGUUGCAUGGUACGUUGCUACGAAUAAGUGGCAGACGAUUACCCGGUGCAAAUUGGACUUGGCUUUGUUCGAGAGACUUGGCCAGUUUUGUGAUGAGUUUUUGAUCCAUGCUGCUGACGUGGAGGGUCUCUGCAAAGGAAUUGAUACAGAAUUGGUGGAAAACCUCGGUCUGUGGUGUCCAGCCGGUUUCGAAGGAAAAUUGACCUACGCUGGCGGGGCCAAGCUGGCUCUGGAUUUGGAGUUGGUAGAAAAGCUCAGUAACGGGAAGGUGGACCUCACGUAUGGCUCAUCGUUGGACGUUUUUGGAGGUGGUCUAGUGAAGCUUGACGAUGUGAUUCAAUGGAAUCAGGAGAGGAAGUGA